Pieris rapae (cabbage white) is the source of this 3298-nucleotide messenger RNA. RefSeq names its product heterogeneous nuclear ribonucleoprotein L (gene sm). The coding region runs from base 123 to 1631 and encodes 502 amino acids. The transcript has 16 exons. The record is from RefSeq and is a predicted model, not a curated record. Gene Ontology annotation, molecular function: mRNA binding. NCBI's taxonomy places the organism in Eukaryota, Metazoa, Arthropoda, Insecta, Lepidoptera, Pieridae. Gene Ontology annotation, cellular component: nucleus. Gene Ontology annotation, biological process: regulation of RNA splicing; mRNA processing.
UCGUACUUCGUUGAUCGUUCAAUCAGUCUGCUUGUAACAUUUAUCUGAGGCGGUCGGUGUGUUCGUAUUGUUUUUUUAAAACGCGUUUCGUUGUGAAGUAAUUGUGUUUUGUAUAAAAGUGCAUGAUGGCUUACAACGGCGGUGGUGCCAAAAGACUGUGUACAGGGACUGAUCUGGAUGUUGAAAGGAGUAAUGGCAACAACUAUAUGUCAGCAGAGCCUAGACGUAAGAGAGAGCCUCCGGCAAGACCUAAUCACAUCCUGCUGUACACCAUCAUCAAUCCAGCAUAUCCUAUCACUGUGGAUGUCGUACACACAAUCAGCACACCGCACGGACAAGUACAGAGAAUCGUUGUGUUCAAGAAGAAUGGAGUGCAGGCGAUGGUUGAGUUUGAGAGCGUGGAGUCUGCGACACGAGCCAAGGAUGCACUGCAUGGCUGCGAUAUAUACUCUGGAUGCUGCACACUAAAGAUUGAAUAUGCUAAGCCUGAAAGACUGAAUGUGUUCAAAAACGACCAAGAUAGCUGGGACUAUACGCUGUCGGAUGAAGGACAACCACAACAGCGCAGCGCACCUCUGUUGCAGUCACCACAAUACACUGGCGGCAGACCACAACCCUAUAAUGCAAGUACCGUCAACCAUGCGCCUGCGACGCGAGCCUGCAGUGAAGACUCUUGCAGUCAGCACAGUCAGCAUAGUGAUGCACAGAACGACAUGGACUUUAGCAGUGGCGGUCCACCCCCGGGUAUGAUGAAAGAUAGACAUGGACCACCGCCUCCUCAUCAUCCGCGUGACGGUCGUGGUCCCUAUGGCCCCGAAGGCUAUGGCGGAGAAGGUUUCGUUCCGCCUCCACCAAUGCAUCAUCCUCCCAUGCCACCACAAAAUCAGGGUGGUCCACCACAGCAAGGCGGCGUGAUGAUGGUAUAUGGACUAGAUCCGACUACAGCCAACGCAGACAGAUUGUUUAAUCUAUGCUGCCUCUAUGGAAAUGUUGUUAGGAUAAAGUUCUUGAAGACAAAGGAGGGUACUGCAAUGGUUCAAAUGGGUGAUCCCGUCUCGGUGGAACGAUGUGUCCAGAACCUCAAUAAUGUAACAGUUGGAGAUUACACGCUAACACUCGCGUUCUCAAAGCAGGCAUAUCUAUCCGAGGUGAUGAACCCCUACCCACUGCACGACAAAUCUCCAUCAUUCAAGGAUUAUGUGAGCAACAAAAACAAUCGAUUCCUCACACCGGCUUCCAUACACAAGAAUAGGAUACAGCCGCCUUCUAAGGUGGUGCAUUUCUUCAACACUCCCCCAGAUGUGUCGGAGGAACAGCUGCUAGCAGUAUUCACAGACUAUGGAGUCACGGCCCCACACACUAUCUCGAAGUUUCCGCUUAAGAGCGAAAGGUCAUCAUCAGGACUGAUGGAGUUUCAGAACAUAUCGCAGUCUGUGAUGGCCAUCAUGGCUUGUAACCACGCUACCAUCAACCACCCAGGUGCGAAAUUCCCGUUCGUUAUGAAACUGUGUUUCUCGUCGUCGCGACAGAUCGGCCAGGGCAAAGGCCAGAACCAGAAUAAGAACCACAACCUGAAACAGGAGGAGAGCCAGAGACAAGGCCAGAAUAAUGGAAUCGAACACGAUUACUAGUAGAUGUAAAUGUACAAUCAAGUACUCGAGUGUCAUGUAAAAAUAGAUUAACGCGGUGUAAAUGUAAUUGUAAGUACAUAUGUAUUUAUUUGAAUAUAAUAAAUCGCCCAAAUUCUACUUUUAUAGCUAUGUCACCCUGUUCUCCCAUCCAUAAGUCUAUAUGCUUCGUAUAUAUCCGAUAAUAAUAAAUGUGAUUUUUUAAAUUUAAACUUCCUUAAGACAAGAGAAUGACAUAUCUUUGUGAUUAUAUCCAUAACUUUGAAUGGAUCGCGUCAAUUGGUAUCUAUAGCUACGCUAAACCUAAGUAAAUAAUUUAAGUGUACAGUCGCGCACAAAAUGUCACGUAUUUUAUGAAAGCAUCGCUUUUAGGCUUUUAAUAGAUUUGUACUUACGCUACUUUUUGUAGUUUAAUAUAAAAAUUAUAGAUAUGAUGUUUUGUACGCGACGGUACGAGCUUUCCCCGUCUGUCAGGUGUCAAUUUGUAGAUGGCGUUGUGGGAAUGUCAUGUGCGAAUAUAGCUUUGUGGGCACCUACAUAUCAAGAAGACAAAUAAGUUUUAGAUUUAAUAUAAAUUUUAAAUUUAUAGGUAUGGGAAUUCUACGAUGUCUAUUAUCCAGAGUUUAGUGUUUUGUUUCGUUAUUUUAUGUUAUACAGCUUCUCUCCUACAUUUUUCUGUCUACAUAUAUGUCGAAAAACAUGUCAUACUGUAUUAUGUUUGCAGUCUAUAAAUAACUCGGUUCCUGUUAGUUCUUAAAUGGCUUAAGUAAAUUUGUUUUGUUUUUUAUUAUUAUUAUUUAUACAAUGGAUAUUUAACCAUAUUUUGCCAAGCAUUUACUUCCGUUAUGAAUCUCUCGAGGCAAAACCUAAUUCCAAAAGUACUUGUUAAAAACCUUCGUGACUAAUUAUUAUGAUAAUGUUUUUCGACAUAGAUCUCUAGUAAUAAUACAUGCAUACUGACAUAAACGUAUUUGCUUCUAGUUAAAUGGCGACGUGGCGGCACACAAACACACAUAUCAAGGCGGACGGCUACACACACACACACAGCCACAUCACUACGAGUGCGGGGGUCAAGGGGGAAAAGGGGGUUGCCAGUGUUCAAUAUUACGAUACACUUGAAGUUUUAUGAAACAUUAUGGUAUAAAACCUCGUUUUACCAUCUGGGAUCUUGAAAUAUAUUUUUACCCACACGAGGGAAAAUAUUUUACAGUGGCAACAUUAUUAUUCCUUAACUUGUGAUUUAGAUCACUGAUAUAAAGACAUUAACAUUUAGUUAAUUAUUGACACAAUAACAAAACCUUUUUCAUGUUAACACAUUUUCUACAUUUCCAUGUUUUUUUUUUCUAUUUUACCGGGUGGUUUCAUGCAUUCGCAUUUUAUUUUGUAUAAGUAGCGGUUUAGGUGUUGUAAGCAUUAUUCCCUUAUAUUUGAAGUAUAUUAGAUUUUAGUUUUGUCUGCGAUCCGCCAUUUUGGAUAGUAAAAGUGGCGGCGACUUUUUCCUUUGUAGUGACUGUAUUAGAUAUAGCUCAUUUUUAUUUUAUUCGUAGAUAUUUUGUUACAUUAUUUCUCCGUGUUAAAAUAUGUCUGUGCGUAUCUAUAUGAUUCUGGUUGUUCAUGAUUGACAGUUGUGAAUUGUACAAGAAAUAUAAUAUAUCGUUUGUAAGGUAGAG